This is a messenger RNA of Hevea brasiliensis (rubber tree), 1278 nucleotides long. RefSeq names its product PHD finger protein ING1. The transcript has 8 exons. The coding region runs from base 239 to 961 and encodes 240 amino acids. Lineage: Eukaryota; Viridiplantae; Streptophyta; Magnoliopsida; Malpighiales; Euphorbiaceae. The record is from RefSeq and is a predicted model, not a curated record. Gene Ontology annotation, cellular component: nucleus.
GACCGUCAUGACCGACGGCGUUGGUUCAGAUUUUCAGACAUUUAUCGAGUAUGGACCUAGAAAAUCAGUUUCACGGCUGUGGCGGGAACGGGGAGGAUAAUAAAAAUUGUCGUUAAGACAACUGUCUAAUUGUGGAGCUCAGAUUUCUUUCACACACUAAACGCAAACAAUCGCUAAAAUCUCCUCUGGGAAUAAUUUCUGUCAGCUUAUCCCCAAUUGAAACCCUAAUUUCCCCAAGAUGUCUUUCCUCGAUGAAUUCCAAGCCAGUACAGAUCUGGAAUCACUGCCCAUUAUUCUGCAGAAGAAGUAUGCCUUGUUACGUGAUCUAGAUAAAAGUUUGCGGGAAAUCCAAAGGCAAAAUGAACAACUUUGUGAACAAGAAAUAAAGGAUAUUCAGCGAGGAGUUAAGGCUGGAAAUAUUACAGCUGAUACCUUACUUAUCAGAUUCUCUGAUGAGGCACUUGAUGAGCAAAAGCAUAGCAUCAGAAUUGCUGAUGAAAAGGUUGCAUUGGCUGUCCAAGCAUAUGAUUUGGUAGAUGCACACAUACAACAACUUGAUCAAUAUUUAAAAAAGUUUGAUGAAGAACUUAGUCGUGAAAGAGAGAGCGUUGCAGCAACUACAUUGCCUGGUUCAAGUCUUGAUGGCAGUGCUAAAUCCGGAAGGGGUAGUGGGGGUGGUAGAGGAGGGCACAAAAAAACACACCUGGCUGCAGCAGCAGCAACAACAGCAGCAACUUCUGCAAAUUCCACUGGUAUAGAAUUAGAUUGUCCAGUGGACCCAAAUGAACCAACCUACUGUUUCUGCCAGCAAGUUAGCUAUGGGGAGAUGGUAGCUUGUGAUAACCCUCAUUGCACCAUAGAAUGGUUCCAUUUUGGCUGUGUUGGGCUGAAAGAACAACCGAAAGGAAAAUGGUAUUGUUCAGAUUGUGCUUCUUUGAAAAAUCGCCGGAAAGGUAGAUGAGGAAUUUCGUUUUGUUGAUUUUCAAUGCUGUUUUCCAACGGAAGUCGCAAUUUAUGAAGGCUGUCAGAACCAGCUUUUGUAGAACUCACAAUGUAUUAUCUCUUUACACACACUAGUGCAAGUUUGAGAUUGCACACACGUGUUUGUCAUAAUUAGUAGUUUGGUACUCGUAUUCUUUGCAGUUUCCUAUAAUGAAGUUUGAUUUGUCAAGUGGCAAGAAUUGAAGAGGAUUCUUGACGCUUCUUUCAUGGUCAUGUUGGAACAUUGUUGACCUGGGUGAAUGCUAUAUCUACCGAGUAUUUAAGUCUGGUCGACAA